UCCAAAGUAAAGAGCUUCCUUAUCGAAAGCUUCUCCUCUAUCAUGCACCAAGAUAAGCCUCGCCGGCACAAUAGUAAAAAGCUUCACCUAGACGCUUUCAGCACGAAUCUAGAGCUUCGCUCUUACGAUUUCUCUCUUUCUAACCAGACAUCUCGCUUCAGCGAGAGAUCCUUUAAACGGUCUUCCUCGAUUCACGAUUUAUUUACUCCUGAACACAAGAAGGAUUUCCGUUUAUCCUGCAUCGCUACCUUAUCCACAGAUUACGACAAUCGUGAUCACAUUGAUGAAUGUAAAGUCGUUUUUCUCGACGAUGACAGAGAGAGAGAGAUUCUCUCGUUCGAGACCAAUCAGAACUCACGAAAUUCCCAACGCGAGAAUUCUUCCGUUAAAGACGUUACGACGAUCAUGGACCUUCUCGAGGAUCGCGCUAAAUCUUCCUUAGACAUAUCUCCGGACACGCAGAAUAAGAAGAACGCGAGAUUGUCGCUUGAAUAUGAAAAACGAUUGAGAUCGCAAAGCGUUUUGGAUGUAACCAACUCAAAAACUAUGUUCGUCAAAUCGAUCGCGAGAACGAACUCUAUUGAAUCCAAAUUUAUUACAAUCGAUCGUACGCCAUUCUCGAUGAAUAUUCUUCAGAAAGAUACUUUUUCAUCCGCUUCUUCUCUUCUUCCUCCUCGUCCUCUUUUCUCUGCUUCUUUCUCCUCUUGCAAUCCUGACGGACAAACAACACCGGACUCAACGAGACUCACGUCGAAGAACAGUGCGUACAACACGCUAUAUGCUUACCAGGACCACGACGAUCUUUGCGUACUACAGAUACGCGGCACGAGUUUGAAGCGUAGCGUGCCGUGUUAGGGGAUCUUUUUAAGAAAGGGUUUAUUUUUUCUCUUUUUGUGAUGGUAAUAAUAAUAAUAAUAAUAAUAAUAAUAAUAAUAGAAAUAAUGGAAAUUGUAAUGAAUUAGUUAAACGAGAGGAGACUAUUUAUCUCUUUUCGUCUCUCACUUACGUAUUCUCUUUCUUUUUCUUUCUUUCUUUCUUUUUUCCUCUUCUCUAACUAUCUGUCUAUAGAUUUUUGGAAAAAGAAAAAUGUAGUUUUGUGCAUGGCCGAGCUCAAGGGACGAUUAAUUCGAACCACUUUUUGGAAUGGG
Molecule: messenger RNA, 1148 nt
Organism: Vespa crabro (European hornet)
Lineage: Eukaryota; Metazoa; Arthropoda; Insecta; Hymenoptera; Vespidae
Exons: 2
Coding region: 43-855 (270 amino acids)
Source: RefSeq, a predicted model, not a curated record